Miscanthus lutarioriparius is the source of this 522-nucleotide messenger RNA. NCBI's taxonomy places the organism in Eukaryota, Viridiplantae, Streptophyta, Magnoliopsida, Poales, Poaceae. The record is from the annotation of a GenBank genome assembly.
AUGAAUUGCUUCUGGCGUCCUGUCCAUCUCAUCAUCAAGAUGAAAAAAAGCAGCACCGUCCUCGCCAUCUCCAUCUUGGUCCUCCUCUCCCUUGCCUCCCAGGUCUCACGGUGUGCAGCAUCAGCUGAGGGAAUCGCCGGAGUUUCCACAGCGCGUCAUCGGUUCAGGCCUCAUCUCCAGGUGCAAGAACAAUUGCACGGCGAUAUGAAAGACCACCUGGAAAUCCAGAGUCCCAGCCGGAAGCUUGGGCUUGGGCAUGAGGCGGAGAGCACAGUGGAGUUGAAGCAUCACAGGAGGAUUACCACCGGGCACAAGGGUGGCAGCGCCGGCGGAGGCGCCGGCGCCGGUGGCACCGCGGGUGCGGGUGGAGGCGCGGGUGGGCGGAACGUGGGUGGCGGGGGCGCCGUGACAAGGCCGCACGGCUCCAAGAACGGCGCGGCGGUGCUCCCGGUGCCGGCGGUGGCGUCCGUCCUGGCGCUCGCCUUGGGCUGUGGCGUUGCUCUGUCAGCCCUGAGCUUCUGA